AGAAUGGAAUUAGGUGUUGCCGUGCCAUGCCAUGCCAUGCAGGAGGAGAGGAGACGAGAGGAUUUGAGGAUUUAGAGGAUUUGUUGUUGAAGAAGAAGAGCGGGCCCUGCGUGGAUCCUCCUCCUCUUUUGCGCGCUUGUUGCGUUCUCGCUCGUGAGCGCACCUCCUUUGGUUUGGUUUAUUAGAUGAGUGUUGGGAGGUGUAGGGUUAGUGUUUACGACUCUUUUCCCCUUACUUUGUUUGUAUGUGAGCGGUACCUUGUAUAUGGUUUACCUUGUGUAGCAUUAGCGGUUGAGGUGCGACGCGUGAUGCGUCACCAUGAUUUCGCAAUGGGCAACGAAGCGGCUGUGCAAAUUCGCCAUGAAGCACUUGCUGGGCCGCAUCCUGCUCGAUGAACUGGACCUGGAGCAACUUGACGUGCAGAUUGGGUCUGGGGUUAUCCACUUGAAGGAUCUCAAGCUUAACACCAGCUACUUCAAUGACCAGUUAGGGGAUGUCUUGCCGGUGGUGUUGAAGGAGGGCUUGAUAAGCAUUGUAACCGCCAAGAAUCUUUGGAGUAUUUUUAGUAGGGAUCAGCCGUGUGAGGUUCAAAUUCAUGGGCUGGAGCUUGUGCUUGGCCCGCGCCUGCGUUCUGGAAAAGCGAAUGUAGAAAAGGAAGGCAAGGUUUCGGUAGCUGCUUCUGAAGGGGAUGAUGGAGAUGGCCUUGAAGGAAGUGGAGAGGGUGAAACCACUUACAUGGAUAUCGAAGUCGGGGUUCGUGCAAUUGCCCAAAUUGUUGAGAAAGUGCUUUUAGGGUUGUGUGUGAAAGUUACGAAUCUGACCAUAAAGUACGAACAUCAACAACAAGACGAUGGUGCGCAAGAACCUCAUAAUCCAGUGCUGGAUACGAAGUCGUUGUCGUCGUCCACGCUUGUGAUUCGAGCUGGAUAUGUGGAAUAUGGUAACGAGAACACUCAAUCUCAAGGCAGGACCACUGACCCACACAUGGUAGUAAAACAUAUCACAUUUAGAGAGUUCACAGUGGGAUUGCUUCCACCUUGUAAAUUUGCUGAAUCGAAAGAGAAAAUUACAACCAGGGACAUGUCAGAGCAUAUGGUGCCACUACUAGCAGGAACAGAUGGUGGUGGGGUUUGGGGCUCUACUCUGUUGCGGAUACCCUUACGAGAAGGGUCCAUGGAUAUUCCGAAAAUCAACACGGAGUUUUUGGUUCAACCUUUCACGAUCCACGCAUCUAUCUGGAAGAUGCAACAAGUAUUAUCCUUGGUUCAUUCUUUCAGUAAUAGUAAGCGUGCUAUGGUCGAGACUGGCAUGGUCUCCGAAAAGAGAGGAGAACGUCUUGAAAGGCUGGUGGAUAUGUUAGCUACGAGAUCAGCGGGUGGAGUUGAGGGUAGUGUUGCUGGUAGCUCGGUGUUUUUGCCAGCUACGACCUUCAUAUCAGACUGGAUGCGAUGGGGAGAAACAGAUAGUCCAAAAACUUCAGGAGAAAUGGCCGAGGCAGAUUUGGCGGCCAGUGUGGAUGAAUUUUUUGAGUGCUUGGAUACGGGCUCUAUGCUUCUUGCCACAGAUGCCUGGAAACAGGUGGAAUAUGGUGUCAAAGCGAGAUUCGUCAGUAUAUCGGUGGAGUUUGCCUACACGGAUUCUAUGAAGAGUUUUGACAUUGCAGUUAAAGAUACAGAUGUUGAACAAUUGCAUCUAAAUUUAGCUGGAGCCACUCUCUCUUUCGCUAUGUCCGAAAAGAAGACUGAUCUUAGUCUUUCUUUGGAAAGUGUUGAGCUUUGGGAAGUUAUUUUGGAAGAUUCAAAUGAUAGAAGCGCUGAUUCUCCUCUUCCGAAUGAGAAAGAGAACAGUCGCAGGAUAGUUUCCAAUCUUAUUGAAGAAACGUUACCCCGUUAUGAUGUCAAUCUGUACCCUGCUACGAUGACGACUAACACGCUUAAAGGAAGACACGGUGAGAUCAAGGAAAGAAAUCAACUGCUUAGGAUUAUAUCAUCGACGACAAAAAAGGCUGUGCAUGUUGGCCUGAAACUUUCCCGUCAAGGGAUGAACAAAAUUACUGCGGGGGAGGCGUCUUGUAGCCUGGAUAUCAACUCGAUUUUUGAGCCAGUAGUGAUGUGGGUGGAUUUUCAGAGUAUGCAAAGAAUUACUCAACUACUGGGAGAGUUAAAUACUCCUGAGAGCGGGCAGGAAGUUUCCAGCAGUCAAAGUGCGGUGUCUAGUUCAACUUCUGUACACUUCACGUCGUCCUUUUCAUCUGUUCGUAUUAUUGCUGGUAUUCCAUUACCUCAGACAGCAUGCGGUGGUAAAUCCUCUGAAGCCUAUUGUGUAUUGGACUUGACUUCGCCAUCUAUGGACUUGCAAUUCAUGGGCAGGGUAACUGCCGAUGGGGAUUCUCUAGUCUCCGGGUUUGAAGAUGCUACUGUAUUUCUUGUCUCGAAGGUAGUGAACCCUCAACACGAGAAAUUUCAAUCAAGUGGAAUAUUAAGAAUUAAUCAUCAGGGUGAAGUGGAUGCAUCAAUUGAGGUUGCCUGGAAGAGGGCAGUUGAGACAGGUCCUUGGGUAGCCAAAGAAGCAUGGGACGUGCCAUUGGCACAGAAGAGAAGGGGUGAUGGAGGAGGAGGUACAGGUAGUGGUAAUUUUGAGUUUGUGGCUGCUGUUUCCGCUCAGGCUGAAGAAGUAGCAGACUCGCGUCUAAAACAUAAGCUUAUUAAGUCAUCCUCCAUCGUUGUCCAAGUCAGGUUGCCCUUCGUUGGGCUUCGCAUGUCAAGAUCUCAGUACUUGUUAUUUGUUGAACUUUGUUCUACUUUUCAAAGCAACAAGUCUAAUACUCGUGAGAAGAGUUUGGACGGUAGUGGCAUAUUUCCAACACCUUCAAGUACACUAGCUGCAGAGGGACUUCAAGUUCCACAAAUAGCAGUGCUUGUGCGAUGUGAUCGGCUGGACUCGGCAUUGGUCUUUAGUCCUCCAGUAAAAGAGGGGGUCGACGGCGGGAAACACUGGGAGGUCUUGCAUUUUGAUAUUCAUAAACUUCAGGUUCUGUCUGUUUUACGAACGGGUGGGAGCCUUGAUGCGUCCUACUUACGAGUUCGCCAUGAAGAAUGCCAAGUUUCAGGAUCUCCGCCUGAUAGAUGGUUGUUACCCUUGCAAGGAGACACCGAGGAGAUUCUCCUUUUCGCCUGUAGGAAUAGUGCUUUGCAACGUGGAAAUGGAGGGGGCGGUAAUGUUCUUGCAGUUGGCACCGCUGGUAUCUCUGUAACUUAUGUGUCUUGGCCUGGCAGAGAAAAGCUUGCGGACAACUUCAUCAUUUCUAAUGUCAAGGGGUGCACUACAGUUGCUUAUGGUGGCCGUCUUGACUGGGUCAAUGCAGUUGCUUCAUUUUUCGAUGUAUCUGAAGCACUGACUGAUGUUACUAGGAAUAAUGAUACCGAACAACCACAAUCUACUCCUAGUUCCAAGAAUGAACUACGAAAAUACUUUCUACUGGAUUUGCAUGACGCUGCUUUGGGUUAUGAACCUGGGUUGGAGGCUCUUUCGGCUCCCGAGUCUUCAGCAGUUGCUUGUGUCCUGGCUGCUGCAGCAGUGCGAAUUUCAAGUGGUGCAGGUCUUCACGUGAACCAGGAGCAGUAUGAUGUUAAGCUUCGUGAUAUUGCGCUACAUGUGUUGGACUUGGAAUUCAAAAAGCAGGCUCAGUUCACAUACUCUACGGACUCCAUGCAACAGACAGGCUUUGUUCAGGUUGCUAAGGAGACUUCUAUGGGCGUCACUGUCAGGAUUGGUGGUGAGGACAGCCAAAAGUGGGAAGUGGAAUGCGGGAAUAAUGAAAUAUGCUUUGACACUUGCCACGACACUACUGCAGCAUGUGAACGUCUUGUUGCCCAGUUACAACAGCUCUUUGCUCCUCCCUUGCAGCAGCAAAGUGUUCAAAUCAAAAUGCAUAAAAUGGAAGUGAAAGCAGCUGAUGCCACUGAACCCCCCGACUUAUUGAGCGGUGUUCUUGAGAAUGCAUUUAUCAGUUUGCGGGAAUUACAGACAGAAGCUCUAAAUCUUGAAUGCUCUGAAUUGAGCAGCAAGGACGGUCAAGAACUUAUCGAAGACUAUGUCUCUGAUCACACUUCUGGUGGUCUUUCUGAGUACUCGGAUGACUCUUCAUCAACUAUAAAUGGGUCUGUCAGAAAUUUCUCUCGUGAGGGUCCCUCUGGGGGUGGUUGGUACGAAGGUAAUGGACCUAACAUCAUGGAGAAUCAUGUUCCUGCAGAGAAGCCAGUGGUCAAUCUAAGCCUUCCAAAGCGGUACCCCAAGCCAGUUGGCCGCGUAGUUUUGCAAAACAUGAGUGUAAAAUGGCGCCUUCACGAGGGUUCAGAUUGGCCAUUUGGUGAUGAGGAUCCUGAUUGGAAUAUGCAGACACCUGUUGGUGAUAGUACUCGCAAGCAAAGUGUUUGCCUUGAGGUGUUUCUUAACGGGGUGAACUUGCAGUACAAUUUAUUCCCUACAAGCGGACUGUAUGCCUCAAAGUUGAUUGUAACCGUUUUCAAUUUUGGAGUCCUUGAUUGCAGCCCCAAGGCUCCGUGGAAAACUGUUGUAGGCUAUCACCAUGUUGCAUCCCGCCCACGAGAAACCUCAUCGCAAGCUAUCAAGAUAGAUAUGGAUGCUGUCCGACCAGAUCCCACGGAUGUAUUAGAAGAAUACAGGGUAUCCUUCGCACUUCUACCUAUUCGACUUCAUCUGGAUCAACAUCACCUGGAUUUCUGCAUGAAGUUUUUUUCUUCGCAGUUUAGUGCAAACCAGGGUACAUUAUUUGAGGAGAACUCAAAUUUGUACAGAGGAUCUUCAUACGAUUCCUCUCCUUCUAUGGACUCCAAUCUUACCGAUUCUCCGACAGAACCAUUAUUACCAUUUUUUCAGAUGUUUGAAGUGCUUCCGUUCAACAUUCGAAUCGACUAUAGUCCUCGGAGAAUGGACCUGGCAGCCUUGAGAGCUGGAAAUUUUGCUGAACUUGUGAACAUGAUUCAGUGGAAGGGGAUCGAGCUCGACCUAAAACACGUGAAGGCUGCUGGUGUGCAUGGAGUAGGCAGCUUUUCAAAGAUUUUUCUCAACGAAUGGUUACAAGAUAUCUUGCAAAACCAGAUUUUCAAGUUUGUGCAAGGAGCUGGGCCCAUUCGACCACUCUAUGCUGUGGGUUCUGGCGCUGCCAAGCUCGUAGUUUCACCAGCGCAGCAUUAUUGGAAACAACAACAUUUGCUUCAUGACAUUCGCAAGAGUUUCAAACGAGUGUCUUCCAUGUGCAAGAGGGAGAAACGAGACUCCAAACCUACAUGAUAUAGGACCUAUCGCCUGAUUAUAUGUAAAAUUGUGUAUUCUUAUUGAAGUAUAUGGGCGGGAUGUAGUGCCUGGCUUCUCUGUCCCAGGGCACAUCCGGCCGAGUUCUGCUGUUCGCCGAGGCCGUCUGUGUACAAGGUUUGAGUUGCGCAUGGCUUGGCUGUUAUACGUGACGGAGUUGGAAACAUGGCCAUGUUGAGCUGCUGGCGGGCUUGGCAGUUGUAUAGGAAUAGGCGAUUUGAAGGUUGUAACAUAGAAUAGGUGUAUAGAUUAACUGCAUCUUACAGGUCACUAUCAAUUUUUAUCGAAUUGUGAAUAUUGGAUACUGGUGAUAGAUAUGUUGUUGGGUUGUUACAAGCUUUACCUGAUUUUCUGUAGGCGUUUCCUAGUUAUAGUAGCUGUUGUUCCUCAUUACCAACAACGUCGCGAUUCCGUCCCAAUCAAUCAUGUCAGAUGUGGAUGUCAUGUCGCUGUUGGACCCUCGGAUCUGUAUGCCAAUGCUUAUUGCACUCUAGGGUCCUAAAGUUGUUGGACUCCAUCUGUGUAUUGAUUAUUGAAAGUACGAACUUACAUCUUUUUACCUCUGUA
Molecule: messenger RNA, 5901 nt
Organism: Physcomitrium patens
Lineage: Eukaryota; Viridiplantae; Streptophyta; Bryopsida; Funariales; Funariaceae
Product: autophagy-related protein 2
Biological process (GO): reticulophagy; piecemeal microautophagy of the nucleus; autophagosome assembly
Cellular component (GO): phagophore; phagophore assembly site
Molecular function (GO): phosphatidylinositol-3-phosphate binding; protein-membrane adaptor activity
Source: RefSeq, a predicted model, not a curated record